GGAUGGGCCAACUGCAAGGGAAAGAACCUCCUGCACGCUCCAAGCUCCCUUCCAAGCAACAUCACUGGAGUGGACCUCUCCUUCAACUCCUUGGUUAUGCCCCAUCGUGGGACUCUCUUGAUGCAUUUCCCUUCCCUGCGCUCCCUCAACCUCUCCAGCAAUGCCCUGCAGGUGCUGAGCCCAGCAGUUUUCUCCAACCUUGGGGCACUGCGUCUGCUGGACCUGAGCAGCUGCAGUAUCGCCUACCUCCACAUGGAUGCUUUCAAGGGCUUGGGAAACUUGCACACACUGCUUCUAAGAAAUAACAAUCUGCAAGAGCUUGAGGUCCCGGUCUUCCUACCACUGAAGGCUCUUUUCCACCUGGACCUGCAGCACAACACGCUAGUCUCUGUGGACACUUUGAGCCUGCAGCUGAUGGAGUCAGUCCCACAGGUCCAGCUGGAAGGCAACCCCUGGGUCUGCAACUGCACCGCUCACCCUCUGCGCCGGUGGCUGCGGCGCAGGCAAGAUGUGCAGGUGACCUGUGCAUCACCCCCGGGGCUGCGGGGCCGGGAGAUUGCUGCUCUGGAUUCCCAGGAUCUGGGCUGCCAGAUGAAGCUGCGGUUUCCUCGGGCUGUCAGCACGGCACAGCAGAUCACAGUGACACACAGCAACACCACCACACCACCCGCUGGGAAGGGGGGAAGGAGCUGGCCGUACCUGGUGGGCUUCCUGGUGGCAGCAAUCGGCAUCUCCAUCCUCAUCGCACUGGCUGCCAAGUGCAAGCUCUUCCACAAGAACUUUGCCAGCUACCGCCACCGACCGCUGCCUGAAACCAGCUCGAUCGGAGACAGCCCCAUGGAGGAUGGCAGCGGCUGGGGCAGGGGGCCCCUGCCUGGUGCUGCUGACCUGCAAGCUGAGGAUGACGAUGGCUUCAUCGAGGACAAUUACAUCCAGCCAAGUGAGCAGCUGCCAGAGGCAGAGGAGCGGGAGUCACACCUCUCCAUCUGA
Messenger RNA from Antrostomus carolinensis (chuck-will's-widow), 990 nucleotides. It is a transcript of the gene CUNH1orf210, whose product is annotated as chromosome unknown C1orf210 homolog. The annotation marks the transcript as partial. Gene Ontology annotation, molecular function: protein binding. Lineage: Eukaryota; Metazoa; Chordata; Aves; Caprimulgiformes; Caprimulgidae. The record is from RefSeq and is a predicted model, not a curated record. The transcript is spliced from 4 exons.